This is a messenger RNA of Haemorhous mexicanus (house finch), 2154 nucleotides long. RefSeq names its product pleckstrin (gene PLEK). Bases 105 to 1166 code for a protein of 353 amino acids. The transcript is spliced from 9 exons. Gene Ontology annotation, cellular component: plasma membrane. The record is from RefSeq and is a predicted model, not a curated record. Gene Ontology annotation, biological process: actin cytoskeleton organization; intracellular signal transduction. NCBI's taxonomy places the organism in Eukaryota, Metazoa, Chordata, Aves, Passeriformes, Fringillidae.
UGAAAUGACACAGUUGUACUGUAAAAACACCAUCCCACAGACUUUGCUGCCAGAGGAACUCGACAGCCAGCGCUGACAGAGCUGAGAGCAGGAUUGUUCAAGCCAUGGAGCGAGAGCCAAUGCGCAUAAGGGAGGGGUACUUGGUUAAGAAGGGCAGCAUGUUUAAUACCUGGAAGCCAAUGUGGGUUGUGCUCUUAGAAGAUGGAAUUGAAUUCUACAAGCGGAAGGCUGAUAACAGUCCCAAAGGGAUGAUCCCACUAAAAGAAAGCUCUAUUCACAGCCCAUGCCAAGAUUUUGGCAAAAGAAUGUUUGUCUUCAAGCUUACAGUGGCCAAGCAGCAGGACCACUUUUUUCAAGCUGCCUACCUGGAGGAGAGAGAUGCCUGGGUGCGGGAUAUCAAGAAAGCAAUUCAUCGCAUAGAUGGAGGCCAAAGAUUUGCCAGAAAAUCCACAAGAAAGUCCAUCAGAUUGCCUGAAACAAUCAAUCUGAGUGCUUUGUACCUCUCAAUGAAAGAUCCUGAAAAGGGAAUCAAGGAGUUGAAGCUGGAAAAAGAUAAAAGAGUGUUUAAUCACUGCUUUACAGGCACCUGUGUGAUUGACUGGCUGGUGUCCAGCAGCUCCAUCCGAAAUCGCAAAGAAGGUCUCCUGCUUGCCUCUUCCCUCUUGAAUGAAGGCUACCUACAGCCUGCUGGGGACACGUCCAAGGCAGCUGCAGAGGGACUGUCAGACACCCCCUUCCUGGAUCUCAGUGACGCCUACUAUUACUUUCCAGACAGUGGAUUUUUCUGUGAGGGAUAUUCCAGUGAUGAUGAUGUGGUCCUAAAAGAAGAAUUCAGAGGCACAAUUGUCAAACAAGGAUGUUUGCUGAAACAGGGACAUCGGAGGAAGAACUGGAAAGUGAGAAAGUUUGUUUUGAGAGAUGAUCCUGCAUAUCUUCACUAUUAUGAUCCGGCUGGAGGAGAAGAACCAUUGGGAGCAAUUCACUUGAGAGGCUGCGUGGUGACAGCAGUGGAAGAUAUGCCAGACACCAAGAAGCAUGAUGCUGACAACAUCCUCUUUGAAAUCAUCACAGCAAAUGAAAUCCACUAUUACUUGCAAGCAGCCUCAUCCACAGAGCGUACAGAAUGGAUCAAAGCAAUCCAGUCAGUUUCUAGGACUGGUAAAUGAAGAUGACAACAAGACAGACAAAUUAAAUUAGUUACUCAAAGCAGAAUUUAGCAUUUCCCUAAGAGAAAGCAGUAUCAUCCCAAAGGGCUUGUAUGUUGGAAUUGAGGACUGGGUAGAAGUUUCAAUUUUAUAGUGGACACUAACAAACUAACAUUUUUCCACUUGUGUUAUGGUAAUAUUUUACUAAAUUAUAGCAUAGAAUAUGCCAUAUUAGUGUGUUGCUUAGUGUAAUCAGUUGACUUUGACAAGGUUGUACCUGUUGCCACAGCUGAUAGUGGGAACGUCACCACUAACAGGGAACACAGUCAUGUCACUGACAGAAAGUACCUCAAUUAAUCACUCUCUUCAGCCUGUGAUGUGUUUCAGGAUUUUCAUGUAUUUCAGUCUUCUCCAGGCAAUUUUUACACUUUCUUCUUUACCAGAUCUUGUUGCUGCUUGUUCACUUAUACAAAUAAUGCCAUAAGAUAUAAGGAAAAGAAGUCAACUCAUUUGGAAACCUGAUCCACUCCUUUCCAAUCUGUCAGCAUUAAGAGAAGGAAGAAUGCAGACAGCUAUGGAAACGCCACAGUAUAACUCCACGGAGUUAUACUCUUUGGAACCAAGUGUAACUCCAUGACAGCAAUAUGAGGAAAAGUCUCUUCUCACAGUAUUUCAAACACAAAGGAAUCUCACUCCAAACUCCAUAUCACCCAAUUUUAAACCUUGCCAAAUUUCUCCACAAGAAUCUGCCCCGGGACCAUUGUUUCCUUUUAUUUAGGUCUACAAAGCAGUUGCUGGGUUGUUAGGUACUGCACUCUAUUUGAAUUAAGAAUCUUGCAGGAGAAGGGCAAGGAUGCGUGAGUUGGGUACUUGAACUUGAUUGAAGUGCUUUUGAUAGGUUUUCCUUUUUUAACCUCCAGCAACAUACUCAGUCCUUGAUUCUGUGCCUUAGCAAUAUAAGAGAAACCUUGUGCUUGUAACUGAAAUAAAUAUUUUUAUUUAAUAAUCA